Neltuma alba is the source of this 608-nucleotide messenger RNA. RefSeq lists its product as uncharacterized. NCBI's taxonomy places the organism in Eukaryota, Viridiplantae, Streptophyta, Magnoliopsida, Fabales, Fabaceae. The transcript has a single exon. The coding region runs from base 27 to 233 and encodes 68 amino acids. The record is from RefSeq and is a predicted model, not a curated record.
CCUUGUGUUCAGGGGCUUAAGGCAGCAUGGUGUGUUUCUGUUUCCUGGUGGACCAGACACGGCAAGUGCAGCGGAGCAAACCGGCGGCCGGGCUUUGUUCGAGAUGCGGCGGCGGAGCUAGCGUGGCUGAUAUGAAGACGGCCACCAGAUUUUGUCACGUCCCUUUUUAUUGGAAAUCCUGGAGAGCCAUCGUUUGCACUUUUUGUGGAUCCAUUCUUCGUUCUUACCAUUAGUUACAUCAUCCUUCUCUCACCAUAUCUUCUUCCCGGCCACCCCCAUGUUCCCUUUUCUAACUACCUUUAUUCAUAUUAUUUCAUCUCCUUGUCUUUUUAAGAUUUAGAGACAUUCUUUCUUCUUAAAUAUGCUAGAGAAGUUCCCUCUCUGUUUUUUCCUCCUCCUCCUCUUGGAAAAGAAGACAGAGUUCAAGACAGAAUAGAAAGCAACAUCAAAAGCUAUUAGAGGGUCUAUUGCUUGCAGUAACAAUAUCGUCUUAAUCAUACAGGUCAUGUAGCGCCAAGGGGUUGUUGCUUUUUCCGACGACUGGAAGAAAGAUUGCGUCUUCUGAGUCCUGUAUCAGUCUAAAGCAGGGAGGCUCUUCUCUUUUCCCU